CUCGCCCUGCCCCCGCCCCGGCCCGCGUCUCCGGGCCGCCUCCGCUCUGCCCAGGGGACUCCGGACCUCGGAGCGGUGGGACGCGAAGGAGCUGCGCCGGACGGCGUGAUGGAGUCGAGUGGCCGCAGAGCGGCGGCCCCGGGCCGCGGGCCGCGGGUGCUGGUGGUGGGCGGCGGCAUCGCGGGGCUGGGCGCGGCGCACAAGCUCUGCGGCCACCCGGCCUUCCCGCAGCCGCAUGUCCUGGAGGCCACGGCCCGCGCUGGCGGCCGCAUCCGCUCAGAGCACAACUUCGGUGGCGUGGUGGAGCUGGGUGCUCACUGGAUCCAUGGACCCUCCCAAGGCAAUCCCGUUUUCCAGCUGGCUGCCAAGUAUGGGCUGCUGAGAGAGCAGGACCUGUCAGAGGAGAACCAGCUGAUGGACACUGGGGGCCACGUGGGCCUGCCCUCCGUGUCCUAUGCCAGCUCCGGGGAAAGCGUGAGCCUGGAGCUGGUGGCAGAGAUGGGCAAUCUGUUCUAUAGCCUCCUAGACCAGACUCGGGAUUUCCUGCAUGCGGCCCAGGCCCCAGUGCCCAGUGUGGGGGAGUACCUCAAGAGGGAGAUCAGCCGGCGUGUGGCUGGGUGGACGGAGGACGAGGAGUCCAAGAAGCUCAAGCUGGCCAUCCUGAACAGCUUCUUCAACGUGGAGUGCUGUGUGAGUGGCACGCACAGCAUGGACACGGUGGCCCUCCUGCCCUUUGGAGAGUACACAGUGCUGCCAGGGCUGGACUGCACCUUUCCUGGGGGCUACCAAGGGCUCACAGACCACAUCAUGGCCUCCUUGCCCAAGGACACAGUGGCUUUUAACAAGCCCGUGAAGACCAUUCACUGGAACGGGUCCUUCCCGGAAGCUGAAUCUGGGGACACGUUCCCAGUGUUGGUGGAGUGUGAGGAUGGAGGCUGCUUCCCGGCACAUCACGUCAUCGUCACAGUGCCCUUAGGUUUUCUUAAAGAACAUCUGGACACUUUCUUCGAGCCACCACUGCCUGAUGAGAAGGCACAAGCGAUCAGGAAAAUUGGCUUUGGGACCAACAAUAAAAUCUUCCUGGAGUUUGAGGAGCCCUUCUGGGAACCGGACUGCCAGCACAUCCAGGUGGUGUGGGAGGACACGUCACCCCUGGAGGACGUCACCCCUGAGCUGCAGGACGCCUGGUUCAAGAAGCUUAUUGGCUUUUUGGUCCUGCCUUCCUCUGGGUCUGUCCACAUCCUCUGUGGUUUCAUCGCUGGGCUGGAGUCUGAGUUCAUGGAGACUCUGUCGGACGAGGAAGUGCUUCGGUGUCUGACUCAAGUGCUUCGCAGGGCGACAGGAAACCCGCAGCUCCCUGCACCCAAGAGCGUGCUGAGGUCCUGCUGGCACAGCGCCCCGUACACCAGGGGCUCCUACAGCUACGUGGCCGUGGGCAGCGCUGGGGAUGACAUUGACCUGCUGGCUCGGCCCCUCCCUGUGGACGGCAAGGAGGCCCAGGGGUGGAAUGUGUCACAUCAGGUGUGGGACGGAGCGAAGAACACAGCCGCACGUGCGCCACCAGCCCUGUGGCCACACCAGCCCUGGCACCCCACCGAUCCCAGCCCUCUUUUGCAGCUCCAGGUACUGUUUGCGGGGGAAGCCACGCACCGGACGUACUACUCUACCACACAUGGAGCUCUGCUGUCCGGCUGGAGGGAGGCCGACAGGCUCCUGGCUCUGCAGGGCCCCCAGGUGCAUCUGCCCGGGCCCAGGCUCUGAGCCCGACUCUGUACCUCUGGUGCUGGGGAGGCUGCGCCGUCCUUCCGUCUGACAGGUGGUGCUAAUGACAGCCCUCCUUCCCUGGUGGCUGGGCAGCUCUCCUGCCUCACGCCUGUUGCUGAGUCCAGCCAGGGCUGGGCAUGAGCCGAGUGUGGACUCUUCCUGGAGACAUGUGCCACACUGAUGGCACACAUGAAGUGUAUGUAGUAAAGCUUCUGUGGCCAGAGUCCUCACGCCUGA
Manis pentadactyla (Chinese pangolin) is the source of this 2001-nucleotide messenger RNA. It is a transcript of the gene PAOX, whose product is annotated as polyamine oxidase. Gene Ontology annotation, molecular function: polyamine oxidase activity. The coding region runs from base 109 to 1761 and encodes 550 amino acids. NCBI's taxonomy places the organism in Eukaryota, Metazoa, Chordata, Mammalia, Pholidota, Manidae. The record is from RefSeq and is a predicted model, not a curated record. The transcript has 7 exons.